This is a messenger RNA of Mycosarcoma maydis (corn smut), 501 nucleotides long. RefSeq lists its product as uncharacterized. The coding region runs from base 1 to 501 and encodes 166 amino acids. The record is from RefSeq and is a predicted model, not a curated record. The transcript is spliced from 4 exons. NCBI's taxonomy places the organism in Eukaryota, Fungi, Basidiomycota, Ustilaginomycetes, Ustilaginales.
AUGCGUUAUCUCGCCUUGGCUUCCGUUUCAGCACUCCUUGGGCUUGUUGCUUCAACUUCUUACAUGCCGGAGGUUGUUCAGGAUGGUGGGCCGACUCUCCAGUAUCUGUGGGGACAAGCUUCGGCUGGCUCCUUUCUUAAUCACCUUGACGAGCGCCACGGCGAUGCAGGGCAGAGGUGGUCGAAUUUCCUCAGAACGAGCGGCGAAGACAUCGUCAGGACCUUCUACAGCAGUCAAGAGUUCCGAACUGAUUUGAAUGCAAAACGAGCAGUUCGUAAUGGAAUGCACAGAUUUCUCCGAGCGGUCAAGAUGAGGGAAAUCAACAUGAUCGCGUUUCGUCCAAGCCCAUAUGAAGUCAGGCUCAGACUGGCGCGAAAACUGAUCACGAGCUUUGCAGAGCAGGAGAAGAUUGCCAAACAGCAGGCUUCCGACGACAAACUUAGAGCUUGGGGAAAGGAACUGAGCCUCAACACUGGAUAUGCCGGCACAAGUGGAAGCUAG